GUUUACGAUAGAGCUACCUGCAGUCAGAGUGACAGCUCCAACGUUAGCUAGCGAUUCCACUGUCUCUGUCUGUGUGAAGGAUAAAGACCCAAUCGAGAAAUAGAAGUGACUGUGUUUACUUUGUAUUGGUACAGCACACAUCGCAACAUUAUUGUCAGUAAGGUCAGAGAAUCCUGUUUUUCACAGUGCAGCAGUGGCUUCUUUGCUUGCUACUAGCCAAAGGCUAGCCCGACACACAUACACAGUCAAUCUAGUUGGACCAGUCUUUGCACCCAGGUCUCACCACAUGCCUUCUUGAAAGUUUCCCUCUCCCAGCCUUUGCAUAGGCCCUAUGGAGGAGUCAGAUAUCGAGCAGGUGACCCUGGCCCUGCUGGACGUGGCCAACGACAAGGAUGGGGUAGUGCAGGAGCAGGUCAGAAAGUCCAUGCUGACUCUGGGCAAACAGCAGCCAGACAGGGUGCUAUCCAUGUGCCAGGACUACUUACUGAAACACCCCAAGCUUGUGGUCAGCCACAGAGUGGUCAUCUUGCUGACCAUUGAGCUGGUGGUCAAGAGUAAGAUAGAUGAGAUCAGCUCCCCCAGGAUCAAGAGCAUCAUCUCUCUGGCUUCUGACGAGAUGACACGAUCCAAGGACGUCAUACCUGAUUGGCAGCAAGCAGCCAGUAACAUCCUGGUUGCUGUUGGCAACAAACACAUCAAUGACAUCAUGGAGGAGAUCCUGACCAAGUUCCAGCCAGGGGUCUUGCCCCACUUCUUUGUGGUCCAGACACUAGCCAGCCUCUCUGAUUCCAACAUUUAUGGUAUGGUGCCAUUCCUGAAUGCAAUCCUGGGCACCAUGCUGCCCAUGCUGGCCUUGGCCAAACAUGACAACAUGAAGUGGGUCUUCUCCUCUGCUCUUUCCCACUUCAGUGAGAGCAUCCUGGAGUACCUGGCCAACCUGGACAAAGCUCCUGACCCCACGGUGCGUAAGGACACCUUCUCCAGCGAGGUCUCCGCCGCCUACGACAUCCUCUUCUCCAGCUGGCUGCAGAGCAGGGAGUCCAAGCUGAGACUAACCGUGGCUGAGGCUCUGGGGUCUAUGAGUCACCUGAUGGCCAACGAUAAACUGGAGGAGCAGAUUCCCAAACUUAUCCCCACCAUCCUCUCCCUCUACAAGAAGAACAACGAGCACUACAUCAUCAGUAAGAGCCUGUGCCAGGUCUUGGAUGCAGCUGUCAACAUGGGUAGCAGAGUGCUUGAGACUCAGGUGGACAGUCUACUCUUUGCCCUGCACCAGCAGGUGUGUGCUCCUGUGGACUACAACAGCCCCCCCACGGUGAAGAACCACAACGAGGUUCUAAGAAGCUUCAGUAUCCUGGCCAACACCUUUCCAGAUCGUCUGAUCGUGUUUGUUCUCCAGAAGUUGGAGAACAGUAACGAGAGGAGCCGUAUGGGUUCCCUGGCCGUGCUCCGACACCUCAUCAACUCUACCACAUCCAUGAUGGAAACUAAGAAGCUUCUUAUCCUGGCCAGCAUCAGACAACCACUGGCUGACCACAGCAAUAAGGUGAAGCAAAGGGUGGUGCAGGUAAUCAGUGCCAUGGCUCACCAUGGUUACCUGGAACUGGAGGGUGGAGACCUGCUGGUCAAGUUCAUAGUCCAGCACUGCGCCCUGCAUGACACCUACUACCGCGGCCAGCGGCCCACAGACCCAGAGGAGGUGACCAACGAGGCGCUGCGAAGCAUGUGCGACAACACACUCCACCUCUUCACUACAACUGUAGGACGACUGACGGACGUGCUGUGGCCCAUGCUGCUGUUCUACCUGACCCCGCCCCAGUACUCCAACGCCACCAGCGCCCUGUGUAAGAGCCUGAUCCUGCUGGGCAGCAAGAAGAGGACAGCCCAGGACCCCAGCUUCACCAUCGACUUCACACAGCAAGUCAACCUGCCCAACCCUCAGAUGCUCAUGGUCCGCCUGCUGGUCAACGCCGCGUUCCCGUUCCGCUGCCGAGGUCACGGCUCCCCCUCUCUGUCUCUGCUCAACGUGCUGAGCCCCAACAUCCACCCCAACACUGAGGCACUCUGGGAGAAGGAGAUCCCCCCCAUCCUCACGCUCCUUGAAGAGUCCAGUCCUGACAGCAUUGACCAGAAGGCCUGGGAGGAGAGACUGCUGAAGCUGCUGUCCAAAACCCUGGUCACCAUCGCUGACGACAAGUGGGCGUGUCAGCUGGCUGCCGAGGCAACGCGUUACCUCUCCACCUACAACAACUUCAUGGAAGAAAAGAGCUUCCUGUACCAGUGUGUGGGCGUGGCUCUGCAGCAGUGCAGCAACAAGGAGGUGGUGAAGCGACAGCUGCAGGAGCUGCUGGUCUCGGCCCGGCACAGCGACGCCGUCGAGAGAGAGGGUGUUGCGAUGGGAGUCGGCCUGUGCGCCAGCAGUCACCUGGGGGGCACUCUGACCAAGCUGAAUGAGUUUGGCAAGUCAGACGCCUUCAAGAAAGCUUCUGGGAUAUUUGGCCUCCUCAAAGAUAAGAAUGACGUGGAGGUGGAGAAGAUGAAGAGCACGCUGAUCCUGUGCUACGGCUACGUGGCUCUGCACGCCCCCGAGGACACGGUCCUCAAACACAUCGACCAAGACAUCCUGCGCAGCAUCAGCCACCACUUCAACACUAAGGUUCUGGGGAUUAAAGUAGAGACCAAGGACCUGACUAUGAAGCUGAGCCUCAUCAAAAGCGUGGGCCUCAUAGCCAAGGCAAUCGGUGUGUGUGUGCGACGACAAGGAUACAUGUUCACACGCAAGCAGGAGCUCAUGGGAGUCAUGCUGGAUUUCAUCAAAGCAGAGCCCACCGACGUGAUGAGGACUCCUGUCCGCCAUCUUGUGAUGAGCACCUGCGCCAACCUGAUUAACUUGGAGCCGGCGCUGACAGAGAACGAGACCUUUGAGAUGCUGCGGACGUGUGUGGGCGGCGUCUUCGGGCUGCCCCCGGUGGACGCCCCGGACAAGGGCAAGGAUGACGAGGUCCUGGACCUGAAACAGAGAGAGGCGUUGUACUUGGACACCUACCAGGCCCUCCACCAGCUCCUGAGGAGCGCUCUGUCCAAGGAGCCCACGCCAGACGGCCUGCAGGGCAUCUUCAAGCACCUGGAGCCGUGGCUGAGCUCCGGUCAGGAGCAGGAGAGAGAGAGGGCCCUGAAGACCACCGCACACAUCCUGGCCUUCUACCUGGACAACCUCACAGUCAAGAACAUGGUGUCGUUCCACAACUUGGGGGCCCUCCUGGGACGUCUGGCCCCUCGCUGCACCGACCCCUGCCCCCCCGUCCGCAGGGCCGCCAUAGACUGCAUCUACACCCUGCUCUACAUCCAGCUACGCUACGAAGGAUUCUCUCUGGACUACAAAGAUGAGUCUGUGGAGAACCUGAUCCCCCUGAAGGAGAAGCUGGACAACCCUGACCACACUGUCCUCUACAAAACCUGCUCUGACCUCACCAAGAUUGUGAGUAAGCGGGUGCCACAGCAGCAGCUGACGGCGGUCAUCUUCAUGCUGUUGGAGGUUCUGGUGGACUCCCAGUCCAACUGCUCCCGCGCCGCCAGCGUCAUCCUCAACACCCUGCUGAAGAACAGGGGAGCCGGCCUACAGGACUUGGUGCCGGAGAUGCUGGAGGUUCUGCACGUGCGUCUCCAGAUGAUCAGUGAGGACCAAGUGAAGGUGGCCGUGGGACAGACCAUCCUCAUCCUGGCCACACAGCACCUGCAGACUGUCACCUCCACCCUCAUCUCCUACCCCCUGCCCUUUGACAGCUGGAGCUGUGAGAUGUGGAUAGCUCUGGGUGCCGACAGCACUGUGGCCAAUCAGAUUAUGGAGAUGCUGAUGGAGAAGCUGACUGUCAUGGCGCCCUAUGCCGACAGGAAGGAGUCCAUGAUGAGGCCGGGUCUCACCGUCAAGGUGGCCACCAGCCAGCCCCUGGCCAUGACGUGUGCCCUGAAGGAGCUGAUGCUGAACGGUCAGAGCCAGGAGGCGGUGGUGAGUCUGUUCCCCCGGCUCUUCUCCUGCCUGCUGGUCCGCCUGGGCUCCAGCGUGGGCGUCACCCUCCCCAAGGACAUCAACGCCACCAGCCUGGGCCAGGACAAGAAGAGCGGCCCAGCCAAGCACCCCGCGCCCAGCUUCGACGUCCCGGGGGUGGCAGUGGACGCCCUGCGUAUCCUCCUUGCCCGGGUCCAGCUGGACGAGGUGGUGAAGAGGCUGGAUCAGGAUGGGGCCUGGGACACCAUGAAGGACCCCCAGAGGCACACCACCGGGGUCACCAUGCUCUCCAGGGCCAUGGCGAAGCACGCGGGGCCCCGUCUGCCCUCCGUGGUGGAGUGCCUGUGCCCCUGCCUCAACAACAUCUACGAGUGCCAGAGGGUCACCGUCACCGCCUUUUUCUCUGAGCUGCUGAACCACCACGUGGUGACAGAGCUGAUGCUGAUGGAUGUGCUGAUGAACAACAUGAUGGAGAGGAUCUCAGAUCCCUGCUCCACCGUCCGCAUGCUGGCCGUCAGGGGCCUGGGGAACAUCGCCGUGGGCUCGCCUGAGAAGGUCAAUAAAUAUGCCAAGGAGCUGCUGGCGGCCAUGAGCUCUGGGAUGGAGGAGAAGGACGACCCCGGCAAGCACAUCACCCUAGAGGCCAUGUCUGGCCUGUCCAAGGUGCUGCUCUACCUGGACAAGAAGAACGUCCACCUCCUGGUGGUCUACAUCUUCAUGAAGAUCAAACCCUUCCUGGAGAGCGAGAACGAUGAGAUCCGCUGUGCCUCCAUCAUGCUGUUGGGGAACCUGUCCAGGUUCGGCUCAGGAGAACCCAUCUUCAAGGACCAGAUCCACAAUGUUCUGGUCAGCCUCCUGCUCCACCUCGCUGACCCCAACCUGCAGGUGGUUAAGGCUUGUAAGUACGCCAUGCGAGUGUGUGCACCUGUUGUGGGCUCAGAGCAAAUCACAACCAUGUUCCAAAACCAUCUCCAUGAUGACAAGGGCCUACACUACGGAGAGUUCAUCAACGACCUCACCAAGUACAUUAUCCAGGACUUCCCUGGAAUGCUGAACUUCUACCACAUCUCCGUCAUCCAGUUCUUCAAGAGCAACUGGGCCGAGGUCCGAGCCGGAGCUGCCAUGUUCAUAGGCUUCCUGCUGGGUAACCUGCCUGAGGAGCUCUUCUCUCACCUUAACAUGGGCAGCGUGACCAAAGGUCUGGUGAUGCUGCUACAGGACCCAGAUCCUGUAGUUAGGGUGAAGGCUGCCGAGGCCAUGGGACACUUCCACUGAGAACAUUGCGCACCCACACAAACACACAUCCACGAUUAGUAGCUUUAUAUUUGAUGUUACUGCUUUUGGAAAGGCAAACUGGUACUUGACAUAAUUAGCAUGGUACUUGAAGUUCUUAACUGAUUUAGCGACCAAAGACUGUGCACCUCCUUGGGCAGUGUCGUUUUGCAGCAUCAUUCCAGCACUAAGUAGUAGCAUUUGAGCUAGUCAUGUUAGCAUGUGACUUGAGUGAGCUGGGAAGUGUCGGUCAGCCUAAUAGAGACACUCAUUAACUAUCAUCUGAUAUCUGAAUGUACUGAACCAGAAGAAGUACUCUCACACACUUGUGUAAACUACCGAAGCAAACUCUUUUAGCAAUAACCUGCAGGUGGUCAAUAAUCAAUAAUCACAUUCUCCGGGUUACUGUCAGGCUCCAAGGUGCUGUCCAUGGUACUAGGCCGGUUAAGCCAAUCGUUCGUCCAGCUAGCCCAGCUUGUUGUAGACUAUUGCGCUCUAUUAGCCGAUUUCGGGUAGCUGGCAAGCUAGCCUGGCCAGUCCUAUCUGUGCUUCCCAGUAAUCCCCAGGUAGAUGCAUAUACGCAGAAAAUGGCGUUCCUAUGGCGACGCCAUUAUCAUUGCCAAAAUGUUACAUUGACGCCGAGUGUUGUUAAAAAAAAAAAAAAAAAAAAAGCGACAACCUUUAAUCUGUUCUCAUCUCUCUCUCUCCCCCUUUGUCUACAACACUAUCUCUCGCCGUCCGUCUUUAUCAACACUGUUAUUUCUUUCUCCCAAAAGAAAAAAAGCACUUCACAUCUCCUAUCCUGUCUUAUUCCCCUGUGUUGUAUGCACGGUAGGGUAGAAUGCCCUUUUGUUGACCAGGUACAGACCAACCAGACGUUGAGCAGUCCAUUUGAUGUGUUCCUCUAUGCCAUUGCUGUGAUGUAUGUACGUAUGUAUGUACGUAUGUAUGCACUACUGAGCUGACUUUCUGUACACUGACCUCCACGUACAGCACAGUCUUACUCCUCUGUCUUACUGGCAUGUACUUUACAGUAGGUCAUUCUCUUUGGCACUUCAUAGUGUAAAGCAGAGUUGGAGUUGGAGGCUUAUUGACUCUGGGAGUGUCAGGCUAGUUUGUGUCUGCGAGUGGUAUCUAGAAUGACUGAAGUCGUUAUUGACUUCCGCUGUUUGUUUGUUUUUUUGUUUGUUUUUUAGCAGCACUAUAUGUUUGUAUGUAGUAUGUACUGUAUGAUGGAUGUGUGCAGUUUUCUGGAACAGAGCAACGCUGACAGUGACGAUGGCAAUCAUGAUGUAUUUCAAAAUAAGUCAUAAUAAAAAUGAUCAGUUGAAACAUU
Molecule: messenger RNA, 6614 nt
Organism: Osmerus eperlanus (European smelt)
Lineage: Eukaryota; Metazoa; Chordata; Actinopteri; Osmeriformes; Osmeridae
Gene: mroh1
Product: maestro heat-like repeat family member 1
Exons: 43
Coding region: 332-5281 (1649 amino acids)
Cellular component (GO): cytoplasm
Source: RefSeq, a predicted model, not a curated record